Molecule: messenger RNA, 2250 nt
Organism: Penicillium oxalicum
Lineage: Eukaryota; Fungi; Ascomycota; Eurotiomycetes; Eurotiales; Aspergillaceae
Product: putative DUF21 and CBS domain protein (Mam3)
Exons: 2
Coding region: 1-2250 (749 amino acids)
Biological process (GO): magnesium ion homeostasis
Cellular component (GO): intracellular membrane-bounded organelle
Source: RefSeq, a predicted model, not a curated record
AUGGCUGCCCGUGCCACUCAUCUCCUUGCUGCUCGGCCAAUUGUGCUGAGCCUCGUCAAAUUCAUAUUCUUUGCAUUCUCGCACCUUCCGCUCGCGACUGCGGCUCCUGUGCUGUCGCCCUACCUCCAUUCCUUGAACCAUGACGUCGAACCUCCAAAAGAUGCCGACGACCCCAGCCUUUGGCUCUACUUGAGCAUUUCUGCAGCACUUGUUCUCAGCGGUGGAGCGUUCGCCGGUUUAACAAUCGCAUUGAUGGGCCAGGAUGAAGUCUAUUUACAAGUGAUCCAAACAUCUGGCGAAGGCUCGGAGAAGAAGAAUGCCGCCAGUGUCUUGAACCUGCUCAAAAAAGGCAAACAUUGGGUGCUCGUCACUCUUCUCCUCAGCAAUGUCAUCACCAACGAGACUCUCCCAAUUGUGUUGGAUCGAACCCUUGGCGGUGGAUGGCCAGCCGUCUUGGGCAGUACAGCGUUGAUUGUCAUUUUUGGUGAGAUCGUCCCUCAAUCGAUCUGUGUCCGAUAUGGUCUACCCAUCGGAGCAUGGAUGGCCCCAUGCGUGUUGGUCCUCAUGUACAUUAUGUCCCCGGUGGCCUGGCCCGUGGCCAAGCUUCUCGACAAACUCCUCGGAGAGGAUCACGGCACAAUAUACAAAAAGGCCGGACUCAAGACACUCGUCACACUGCACAAAACAAUGGGUGAGGCUGGAGAACAGCUCAAUUCCGAUGAGGUCACCAUCAUCUCCGCUGUGCUGGAUUUGAAAGAAAAAUCCGUUGGCACGAUCAUGACGCCCAUGGAAGAUGUGUUUACCAUGUCCGCCGACACCGUCCUCGAUGAGCGCACAAUGGACUUGAUUCUGUCCCAAGGAUAUUCUCGCAUCCCGAUCCAUGCGCCCGAUAACCCCAUGAACUUUGUUGGCAUGCUUCUUGUCAAAAUGCUUAUCACCUACGACCCCGAAGACUGCAAACGUGUGCGUGAAUUCGCACUGGCCACACUCCCCGAGACGCGCCCCGAAACCAGUUGUCUCGACAUUGUCAAUUUUUUCCAAGAAGGCAAAUCUCACAUGGUGCUCGUCUCAGAAUAUCCUGGCGAAGACCGCGGGGCCCUCGGUGUUGUCACCCUUGAAGACGUGAUUGAAGAAUUGAUUGGCGAAGAAAUCAUUGAUGAAUCCGACGUCUUCAUCGACGUUCACAAAGCUAUCCGCCGCAUGGCACCGGCACCCAAGAGCCGAGUACCCAAAGGAAAAAUUGUCGAGGACCCGCCGAUGAUGCCAGUCCAAACAGACGAACAAGCGGACGGGACUGACGGAAACGACGAAAAUUCCAAAUCUUCGCCUGGAGCAGACAAGACAUUAUUAGAGCUUUCACGCCGUCGAAGCUCCGUCGAGGCCCCGCCUCCACGCUUCCACCUUCGCCGACAAGCCCCCGACCAAUCCGCGGAUCCUACUGACAACUGGGUCACACAUCGCGGUGCGACGGAUGAAAUCCGUGAACACUUGAAGCACCUCGGCCCGUCGAAUCUGGCCAGCCGGCCACGUCAGACGCGUUAUUCGUCUGUCAAAAUCAAACGCAGCGGCACGUCGCCCCCUCGUGCCGCCCACACAGAUGCCGAAUCCAACCACAACAUCUCUGAAUCGGAACCUCUUCUCGCAUCUAAUGGCCUUCAAGGAGGCAUUGGGGCUGGCCUUGUGUCUUCUGGCGCCGAUGCCAAAGAUGGCGCUCUUGCUGUGAAAAUGGGAUAUGGUGCCAUUUCCGCCCAGGACCAAGUGACCAAAGCCACAAACGCUCAACAGUACAAGGAUCUUCCUGAAGUUGCUAUACCCGAGGAAGAUUCGGAGGAAGAUGAGAAUGUCGCUCAGGCUCCUAUUUCCCGCAAGUCAACCAGCAAGAACAGCAGCACCUCGAUGAGUAUAAGCUCGGCAGACUCCAAAUCCAACGAUUACGUGAUUCAUCGUGGUCCAACCCGCAGCGGCAGCAUCACCGAACAGAUUGUGGACAUGAAUGGCAUUCGCAAGGUCGUCCUCCAUGCAAAUGGCAAUAGCUCCUCUGAGAGUGAGCCUGGAAGCUCCCCCCAGCCCACCGGCAAUUCCACUCCCAUCCGAAAUGACAAAGCCACAGAGACUUUGAUCCCCGAAGAAUCACAACCUUCAGUACAUGAAAGCCAGCAUAAGAAGCGCCGUCGUAAGAAGAAGCGCGGCAAGAACCACAAAACCGCCGGUGAUGACAAUGCCACCGAAGAUCAACCCCUCUUACAAUGA